Rana temporaria (common frog) is the source of this 5598-nucleotide messenger RNA. Its product is annotated as E3 ubiquitin-protein ligase DTX1-like. Gene Ontology annotation, molecular function: zinc ion binding; ubiquitin protein ligase activity. The transcript has 9 exons. Gene Ontology annotation, cellular component: nucleoplasm. The record is from RefSeq and is a predicted model, not a curated record. The coding region runs from base 584 to 3445 and encodes 953 amino acids. Gene Ontology annotation, biological process: protein ubiquitination; Notch signaling pathway. NCBI's taxonomy places the organism in Eukaryota, Metazoa, Chordata, Amphibia, Anura, Ranidae.
GAGGAGGGGAACUAGGAGAAGUGUUUGCAGAACACAGAGGGACCCCCCUCCCUCCUUCUCCUCCUCCCCCCCUCCUUCCUUGGAGAGAGGCCUCCCAAACACCCAGCUGCAAGGGACACAGAUCUGCAAAGGACUAUUACAAGGAGUUGGCUGGGGACAGCAGGAAGGAGGGUCAGGGUGUGAGAAGGGAGGGCUGACUGAAGGUAAGCGAAAGUUUCCUUGGUGCAAUGAGUGAAGCUUUGAAAGAGUGUUAAAAAGGAGAGAAAACCAGGGAAGAAGAAAGUCCUAAAGACUAGAGGGUGAAAGAAGAGCAUGUGGCGAGUUGGCACACAGCUGGCAACAAGUAGUGCAACUGAAGAAGCAAACUUAGACAACUAACAAUGGUCUAUGAGCUUGCAAUUAAGCAAUGUGUCCUUUACCCGGGUCAUCAAGAGCUACAACUUGACAUCAGAACCUGAGGACUACAGGAGGACAGCGGAUCUUAACACCAGAACCAUUGGGGGAUUACUAGAAUUAACACAACGCUACUUAUCGUGCAGUGUAGCCAGGAGUUCUUGGCCCUAACGACCAUACGGAACCGAAGAUGUUGGACCGAGGAUCAGUGUUGGUUUGGGAAUGGCAGGAUGAAUCUUUGCUCUGGAGACCCUACAGCCCACAGGUGGCUCAUUACAUCGAGCAGGUGCUACGGGAGACCCCCAGGUCCAGCUCAGUGAGCCUUGGGGAGGCCGAUGCCAGUCUCACCUCCUACAUUCUGGAUCUCAUCUCUAUGAACCAAUUCCGUCUGGAUACAGGUACCCUAUAUCCAGUCAGGAGAGUGAAUUUCCCUCUUUCAAGUGCUCCUGGGAGGGGCAUAGUGUGGGAGUGGGAGGAGCUUCCACGUCAGUGGCUCCCAUUUGAAACAAGACUUUCAAUCUUGAUCCAGGAUGCUCUGGAGAGACAGCAAACGGGUGUGCGCCUUGGGGUACCCUGCAAUGGAUCUCAUAUUUGCUUUCAGACCAUGACCCAAAUAGAAUUUCCUUCUCAGAAGAGGAUUAGAGUCAGAGCUCGAGCCCAGAUGCCUUACCCAAAAGCUGCCAUGAAAUGUCCUCCAGCGUACCAUGUUGCCUUACCCCUAUAUAUUAACGCUUGUUCAAAUUCCAAACAUGGGUCCUUAACAGCUCAACAACAGACUGUUGGCACCAGCCAUGGACUAUUAAAUUUUAACCAAGAGCUUGUUAAUGGUAAUCAUGGACUAUUAAACACCAGACGAAGAACCAUAAGCACCAAUCAAGAAAAAAUUAACCAAGGUCUGGCAAAUGCCAAUCAAGGACUUUUGAACGUCAACAGAGGGCUGCCAAACUCAAACCAAGGACUAAUGAACUCAAACCAAUUUUUAGUCAACUCCAAUCAUGUACCCAUGAACACCCACCAGAUAACAGUAAACUCUAGACAAGAGCCAUUGUGCUCCAGUUAUGAGAUGGUUGAUUCUAGCCUCAUGCUGCAAAAUUUAAGUCAUGAGCUUUUGAAUGCCAAUCAGAUCUCAGUGAACUUUAAUUCUGGAGCAGUGAAUUACAGUGCUGAUCCUAUAUCUUCUAAUCAUGGGAUUGUAAAUUCUAAUGAUGCAUUAGUAAACUAUAACCAAGACCUAAAAGAUCGCAGCCAGGAACUUAUUAAUUUUGACGCUAAUGUGAUUCUGCCAAACUAUGGACCUUCUUCUUACUGUGAAACUACUUCAAAUGAUUCUAGUUCUGAAUCAGGGAGUCCAAACUCAAUGUUGCUUGACUCGGACAUCAGCCCACAAUGGGCCGCUGUACAACAUGACAGUAACAUUUAUAAUACUAGCCCUGCAUUAGCAAGAUCUAUUUCUAGGCAGUCAAAUUCAAGAACUGGGCUACCAAGGUCAGAAUCAAGAUGCAGAGACUCAAGACCUGAGCUAGCAAGAUCAGAAUCCAGGCCCGGAGACUACAGACCAGCAUUAAGUAGGGCUAACUCAAGACCAGAAGAACACCAAGUUGUGAUACACAGGUCCGAAUCUAGGCCUGCAGAAAGUAGGCCUGUAUUGCUGAGAUCGAAAUCUGGGCCUAAUGACUACAAAUCUGGAUUUGUGAGGUCAAAUUCUAGACCUGGUGAGCCUAAACCUGGAUUAGUAAGGUCUGACUCUAAGUAUGAAUUUUCUGCAUCUGAAAUUAGACCUUCUGACUUUAGACCUGCACUAUCUAGAUCUAACUCCAGGUACAAUGAAAUCAGGCCUGCCUCAGUGAAAACAGACUACAGAAAUGUAGCAUGUAGGCCAGGAUAUGUAAGGUCCAAUUCUAGACCUGAAGAUAGUAGGCCUGAACUACUUAGGUCUCAAUCAAGGUCCACUUCUACUGACUCCAAGCCAAGUUCAACUAGCCCUCACCAUAGAAUCAGCCAUGAAAAGCCUAAUUUAGUUGGCAGAAGUAUUUCCCGUUCAGCUUCACUUAGAGGGAGUAGGAGCCCUCCUCCCUGUGCUUGCCCACAGUGUCUUCUAGUGCAGAGUGUGAAGUCUGCUAGCUGGCCAGGGCGCCAAUUGGACAGCAGACCAGUCAAAGCUCAGCAUCAUGACAGCCAGCGAUGUGAGAAAAGUAAAGGUCUCGCUAGGGUGCCUCCAGUGCCUCUCAGUAACAUAGAAGGCUCAGGAAUGAUCCCACCAGCCCUAGCAGGUAUUAGCGGACUUCUCAUGAGUGCCGCAGGACUUCCUGUUUGUCUAUCCAUUCCUGCUACCCCAAUAUUUCAUCCACCACCAGUAAAGAAAAGGGCCAUCCGACCAGUACCUGGAAUCGAAGGGAGCAGCCGGAAGAUAAGCAACAAAAAGAGUAAAAAGCCAGAGGAGAUGAUCAAGCAAUUCCUGCAAAGGGUGAAGACUCCAUUGGCAGAGGACUGUGCUCUGUGCAAUCAGCCAAUGACAGAUGGAGAAGUGGGCAGAUUGUACCGUUGUAGCCAUGCCUAUCAUGUUCGCUGCCUGGCACCUCUAUACAAGGAUGGCACUUUGCGCUGCCCGACAUGUCAGACAUUGUACGGUGUGAAGAUUGGGUCUCAGCCUGCAGGGAAAAUGUCUUUCCACAUCAUUCCUCAUUCCUUGCCUGGAUAUUCUGAGUUUGAGACCAUACGCAUCAUCUACCAUAUUGCUCCUGGAGUACAGGGUCCAGGUCAGCCCCAUCCAGGGAUGAAGUUUACUGCUCCAGACUUCCCUCUUCACUGUUACCUCCCUAAUACAAAGAAAGGAAGAGAGAUACUGCUUCUCCUAAUAAAGGCCUGGGAGCGACGCCUCCUCUUCCCUAUCCUCCCAUCCCGAGUCUCUGGUGUCCUGGAUUCUGUCUCAAUCUCCCGGAUUCCCCUCAAGACCGAGUUUGGCUCUAACGUCACUGGAAAGGGCUUCCCUGAUUCUCGUUAUCUGGACAGUGUCUUGCGGCAACUACGGGACUGGGGGGUGUCAAGUGACUGACCCAAAGUGAUUAUUGACUCUUGACAUACCAGCAUAGUUUGCUUAAAAUUGUUCCAAUGGUUACAUUAACCAGUCACUCCUCUCAUAUUCUGUUCUCUGCUUUUAGUGCAGAAAAAAAGUAUUUACAUUUGUAUAUAUAUUUCUGUGUUUGUACAUAUUUUCCUUUACUCAGAGAACAGGUUCUUUGCAGGUUCUUUGAUCACUUAAAGCACUUUUUUGGUGCAUUAGCUCACUAGUUAAAGGUCUCAUUUUUUUUUAAAGAAGUAAUCUAAACAGGGGCAGAAGAACUACAGAUGUGUUAUUCCUCCUCCCCAGGGCUGGCUCCAUGGGGAUUAAGCAUACCCCCUACUCAGGGUCAGAAGAACCACUAACUUGCUAUGCCUACUCUCUAGUGCUGGUUGCAUUGACUUACUAUGGCUGGUUACCCCAACAGUUCCCCCUCUAUUGCAGCACAGAGGCAACAAAGUCAAGAUGGUCAUAACAGCCUGACUCCAGCAAAAACCUUUUUAAUAUGAGAUUUAAUGGGCAGAGGUCAGAAUCUCUGUUAGUUUUUUAAUAUCUUUAGCACUGUAGAGUUUUUACCACAUUUUAUGUUGUGACACAACAUCACCUGAAGAGGAAGUGAAGGGAAACCUUCUAAUUGGGAACAUAGAUGGCCAGAAAAAAAGUUAUAACUCAUCCUCUUCUUGCACUGGAGUUUUUCUUUCUGCAAUUGAGAUUUCACUUUAUAUCCUGUUCUGUCUUACACCUAUCAAAAACCACAGGAAGUGAGGCAAAAUCUCCAAAAUGGAGACACAGACAGCAAUAGAAAAUAACAGAAGUGACAAAGUCCAAACCCUGCUAAAGACACUUUGAUGGUUCAGAGCACACAGUGAUGGGUCUGUCAGAGCACACAGUGAUGGGUCUGUCAGCACUGGUUACAUCACAGACGUUGAAGGAUCAAGAAGCCGUGACAUCAAAAACACAUGGCUGGUGUAAACCGGGCACUUAAUGGAAAGAUGUGGGCAAAUGCUCCCAAGAAAAGUUAAAAAAUAAAAUGGAGGCUCCUAAAAAGCUUCUGAUGAAGGAAUCUUGUAAGGCGGUGCCCUGGAUAGUGUGUGAUGGUAUGUGUGAGACAGAUGUGACUGGUGCUGAACAGGGGCCCGGUCUAUGUGCGCCACUGGCUCAGACACUCUUUGUGGCCUUCCCAACACAACUCCAGCACAAGACUCUUAUUAGCUGGAUUGCUGCUGUGCCUCCUCAUAUUUUCAUAACUGUCAAUAAAUACUCAUAUUCCAGCUGAAGGGAUGAGGUCGAUCUUAGCACUGAACCCAGAAAAGACCCCUCUGGAGUUUUUUUUCUCAUUUAGCAGCAAAGUGUAGCAGAGGGCAGAGACCAGUUACUUGGUUGCAUUUGCCCCUGCUUUUACUGUGAGCAGUAUUUUGAGUAUGCCUAGAAACCUGCAAAGAAUUUGCACCUGAUGUUCGUCUGCUAGUUAUCAACCCGUCUCUAGGAGAUGAAUAUUUCACUACUGCAAUUGGUUUAUUUGUUUAGAACCAAACAAUAUAUGCUAGUUAGAACAAUCCUGCAGGAGAUUGAAAAUUUGAAGCAGUGAGGUCUCAUCUUUUUGUUUCCAGUUGUGCAUCACUCAGUGACAGGCUUAGUGCCAAUAAAGGGAGUUCCCUUUCUUCUGCUACAUUCUUUGUAAUGCAACUUGAAGAAUCAAAGUGAAAGAGUGACACCGCUGCCCGUGGAAAGUGAGCACAGCUGGGAACUUAAGUCAUAAUUUUAUGGGCACCCCUCAUGGCUGGUGGGUGGAGCUGAGAACCCCCAAAGUUAAUUAGUAACAAAUUGUCUUUGAAGAUAUAUUUCCCACCUAAAUAAUAGGUGAGCAGGAAUACCCAAAACUAAUAGAGUCGGGAAGUAUGUCUUGGGGUCUCAAGUAUUGAAGCAACUAAGAUAUAUAAGAAACAAGGGACUGGCUCAGAUGAACAGGGUCCACUUAUAAAUAAAAUACCUUUUUUUGGGUGAACCUACCCUUUAUGGUUUACAGAGUCUUUCAGGUUGGCCCUUUCUCUUACAUGGAUGAUGGUAAAAUUGGUUGAGCAAUCAGAUUUUAUUCGGUAUGGCUCUCCUGAUGAUAGAACCUUUAAUAAACAUGUGUCACGUUUGAA